Gamsiella multidivaricata is the source of this 258-nucleotide messenger RNA. RefSeq lists its product as uncharacterized. The record is from RefSeq and is a predicted model, not a curated record. The coding region runs from base 96 to 257 and encodes 53 amino acids. Lineage: Eukaryota; Fungi; Mortierellomycota; Mortierellomycetes; Mortierellales; Mortierellaceae. The transcript has a single exon.
GAAUCACGCAGCAAGACACCCUCAGACAAUCAUCUAUACGACACCUGCCAUUAUGAGGGCCCAUCGCUUCAUUUGGAGCAUACAAACAUGCCUUCAUGCACGCGGCACCCCCGCUGGAUCACCAUCGGCUGUAUCAUCUUUUCUAUCAUGCUGUCAUAUACUAUUUACUUAAGUCAGAACCGGCAGCCUCGUGGAAUUGGUUACUCGGACUUUGGACAGAAGUGGCAGUGGCAGUGGCCAGAGAUGGAUCCGUAUAAG